CUUACCCUUAAGACUCAAGGUAUGUCUUCAUCAUUGAAGAAAAUUCGUAUUGGUAUCGUAGGAUAUGGUCAUUUGGGUAAAUACCUUGUACAAACAAUUCAAGAUGAUGAUAGAUUAGAACUGGCAUUUAUUUGGAACAGAACACAGGAAGCAUUAGAAGACUUCGGAAACAAAGAGUUAAUCCUAGAAGAGCUUAAUGAUUUCCCACAGAGGCAGGCAGAUUUAAUUGUGGAGGUAGCCCAUCCUAAAAUUACACAUGAAUGGGGACCUAAAUUUCUUCAAAAUGCUGAUUAUAUGAUAGGAUCACCUACAGCUUUAAGUGACCAGACAUUAGAAACUUCAUUGAGGAAUGCUUCAGAUAAGCAUGGACUGUAUAUUCCAAGUGGUGCAUUCUGGGGUGGAGAGGACAUUAAAAAGAUGGCUGAUAGAGGUACCUUACAAGCAUUAAAAGUAACAAUGACCAAGCAUCCCAGUAGUUUUAAGUUGGAAGGUGAUUUGAAGAAAAAGAUUGAAGAAGUAUCUGAAGAGCCAUUAGUCCUUUAUGAUGGGCCAGUCCGUAACCUUUGUGCUUUAGCACCUAACAAUGUGAACACAAUGGCAGCAGCAGCAUUAGCAGCACAUAACCUUGGUUUCGACAAAGUUAAGGGAUCAAUAAUUGCUGAUCCAAAGUUAGAAAACUGGCAUAUUGUGGAAGUAGAGACUUGGGGACCUGGAUCAAUAGAAAAUAAAACAGCAUUUCAUGUUAAAACUGUACGAAAUAAUCCAGCAAAUGUUGGAGCAGUCACGGGCAGUGCUACAUAUGCUUCUUUCUUUAGUAGCAUACUUGGAGCUCAUGGCAAAGGACCUGGUCUUCAUCUUUGUUGACAACACCUAGAAAAGUUCAUACACAUUUUCAUUGGUAUUUUCAAGAGUUGAACUUGGCGUCUGACAUUACCGUAUUCUCAAACAGUCCAGAUGGACACGAUUUCACUUAUUACUAGAAAUGUGGAAUUGAAAUAAGAAUUAAAUACUGAAAGCUUAUACAAAA
Messenger RNA from Mytilus californianus (California mussel), 1027 nucleotides. RefSeq names its product aspartate dehydrogenase domain-containing protein-like. Lineage: Eukaryota; Metazoa; Mollusca; Bivalvia; Mytilida; Mytilidae. Gene Ontology annotation, biological process: NAD+ biosynthetic process. The record is from RefSeq and is a predicted model, not a curated record. Gene Ontology annotation, molecular function: NADP binding; L-aspartate dehydrogenase [NAD(P)+] activity. Bases 22 to 864 code for a protein of 280 amino acids. The transcript is spliced from 8 exons.